Opisthorchis viverrini is the source of this 198-nucleotide messenger RNA. RefSeq lists its product as hypothetical. The transcript has a single exon. Lineage: Eukaryota; Metazoa; Platyhelminthes; Trematoda; Opisthorchiida; Opisthorchiidae. The record is from RefSeq and is a predicted model, not a curated record. Bases 13 to 198 code for a protein of 61 amino acids.
CAUGCUACUGUAAUGAGGGAUGAAUCGGGGAUGCAAUUCAAAUCGCUUACAGAAUUCCGACGACCACAGGACAAAGCAGUCGACGAGCGUGCCCAUCUGAUUGAUGGACAGCCCAAUUCUGGAUAUUUUUAUUCUCUGACGAGCCUACCGCCCAACCUCGUGACGUCCGUUUGGUUGAUUGUGGCCGUCACGCCAUGA